CAACCAAACAAACAGACAGUGGAAGCCCAGACAUGGCAGGGAGAAACUGGCUCUCCUGCUCCUGCUGUUGUUAAAGCCAUAACAGAUUUCUGCUAAUCCGACCCAGAACGCAGAGCAAGGACCCUACCUCACUCCCUUGAUUUGCUGUUUAUUUUUACUGCACUAGCAGCCAAAUAUUGGAUUUUGUCAUAGCUGUAAUCUCUCUGGGAACUUGUGCAACUGAAUGCAGAAGUCAUGUCUCACACGUUUUAUAACAAGAUGUGGGGGGAAGCCCAGCAAGCUCUGUGUCACCUCCUUCAGCAGGAGAUGCCAGAUGUUCCCCCGAAGCCUGAGAAGGAUCGCUUGGCAGCUGCUCAGUUUCUUAGCACCUUGUAUGUCAGAUAUUUGCAGAUUUUCCGCAGCCUGGAAUUGGCGUAUGAUCAGAUGACACACCCCCAGAAGCGGAGGGUGGUCAGGGUUGUGCUGGAUGGGGUGAUGGGACGAAUCUUGGAGCUCAAGAACGAGCUGGUUGAGUUGGAGAUCUCUGAGUUUCACUAUUUUGAUGACAUUCUGCAGGAUUUGAAAAUGGGACCAGAAUGCCUUGAAAUUCCCAUUCCAAAAUACUUCAUCAAAGAAAAACUGAAAGUAUUAAAGGAACGGGAGCGAAUUCUUUCAGACAUCUUGCAGCGAACUGGAACUCCAGAUUCCGAAAUGGCAAAAGCUGUGAAGCAGAUGUCCCUAGAUGAAGCCAUUCGUGUGAUUCAGGUGUCAGAAAGGGCACGCCAAGGGCGCCUGAGAGCAAAGUUCAUGAAAGAGAUACAUCUAGAAGAGAAAAGGGAGAGGCUUGCAAAACUGCAUGGCGAGAAAGCUUUAGACCCUGAGGUAGCGGCGCUGCUUAUUCAGAAGGUCUGGCGAGGCUACAUCCAAAGGAAGAGAACCAAACAGCACAGAGAGACGGAAAUGAUUUUUCUGGGCAUGAUGCCACCGCCAAACUUCAGCAAGGUUAGCAUGGCAGAGGUACUUGCUAGAAAGACAGAAUCAGAACGUUGUCAGCUUCAGGAACAACAUGAGGCUGAGUAUCAGCAUGCCCUGGUUCAGAUUAAGGAUUCCAUCCGAGAGACAGAAUCCCUGGACAUGAAGGAAACGCUGCAGGAACAGAUCCGUCAGUGGUUCAUUGAGUGCAGGCAUGCAACUGGAAAAUUUCCUGAUUUCCCUGAUGAAGACGAUGGUGGUUCCAAUGUUAUCUUUGCUCAGAAAACACCAGAGCAGGUUGCGGCAGAACUUGCUGCCAAGGAAGAAGCCAAAGAAAAGAAAAAAAAGGAGAAAGGGAAGAAAGAGAAAGAAAAGAAGAGUGGAAAGAAAGAAAAAGAUAAAUCUAAAGGCAAGAAAGGAAAAGGGAAGGAAGAAGAGGAAGAAGAGGGGUGGAAAAUGAGCUCUAGUGCUUUUAUUCCUGACAUUACUUUAACACACCAGACAUAUCAAGGUGUUUGGCAGAAUCGGGAUGAAGCUUGGAACCUUCAUCAAUCCCAUGAUCCAGAGCUCAUCAAAGAAGACAAGAGGAAGGAAGUAGAAGAGGAAGUUAGAGUACAGGUUGAUGAACUGAUGAGACAGGAGUUGCUAAACCUCAAGCUGGCAGUGGACAGAGACAAAAGCAAAAAGAAAAAAAGCAAGAAAGGGGGAAAGAAAAAAAAGAAAGGGAAAAAAAGUGGAAAGAGAAAGAAAAAGGAAAAAGAUCUUACUCCCAACAGGACCAUCGAUUCACUUUAUGAAGAACUUGUUACAGAAGGUCUCCUUAUCAAACCAAAGCCCGUGCAGCUGUCAGAUUAUCUAGGUGAAUACAGCUAUCUUGGCACCACUCUACGGCAAGCUGAUAUUGAGCCAAUGCCAUCUCUAAGUGAUGUCAAACAGCUGCUGGUCCUUUAUGGAAUUCUUCCACUUGGCUGUGAGUCGGUGCAUGAGAAGGCUCCUUCAGUGAAGACACUGCUCCUGGCAGGACCAUCUGGCGUGGGGAAGAAGAUGCUUGUGAAUUCCAUCUGCAACGAGACUGGAGCCAAUCUGUUUAACCUGUCACCUGAAAAUAUUGCGGGCAAGUACCCAGGCAAGAGUGGCCUGCAAAUGAUGCUGCACAUGGUGCUAAAGGUGGCACGUCAACUACAGCCAUCGGUCAUCUGGAUAGACGACGCUGAGAAAACCUUUUACAAGAAGGUGCCAAAGACAGAGAAGCAGCUGGACCCUAAACGAUUAAAGAAGGACCUUCCCAAAAUCCUGAAGUCUCUGAAGUCAGAAGAUCGCAUUCUUGUGGUGGGGACAAGCCAGAGGCCAUUUGAAGCUGACAUCAAAUCUUUCUGUAAAGUUUAUAAAAAAAUUAUCCUGAUCCCUAGGCCAGACUAUGCUUCAAGGCUAGUUCUGUGGAAGCAGCUGAUCACCGUAAGAGCCGACAGUGCCAGUGCCUCUGUGAAUCUCAGUGCUUUGGCUAAAAUCACUGAUGGUUUCACCCCAGCUCACAUUGUGCAGGCCGUGGAGAGUGUGUUGAAUGACAGAAGAGUGGGGCAGCUUCCCCGCAAGCCACUGACUGCUGCUGAGUUCCUCAAUUCACUCUGCCGACAGGAGCCGGUGUAUAAGGAGGAGGAAGAGGCUUUCAAGGGUUGGUAUGCCAAAACACCACUGGGAAGGAAGAGAAGCAAAGCAAAGGCCAGCGGAGAGGAAGAUCCUGAGAAAGACAAGGGCAAAGGAAAAAAGAAAGGAGCCAAGAAAGGAAAAAAGAAAUAGGCUCCUCUGCUAUCAGUAUUAAACUGUUACGUCUUACCUCCCUCUCAGUUCGGCAACAAGGUUAACAUCAUACACAAUAAAGAUCACAAUGAAAAUAUGGAGACUUCAUGUGUGUUCUGUGGCAGUCACAGGCUUUUUUAUAGGUUGUAAAUGUAACUUCUUUUGCUGACAAAUUACGCAUUCCCUGUCCCUCAUACCUGUUCCCUGACUGUAAAUAUUCCAAGUACCCCACACUUAAGGGUUUGGGCAUCACCUGAAAGAUUCAUAUACAAGCUGCGGCAGAUGCUACUCAGCAGGCAACUGCUGUUACAUUGGAAUUUUGGGGGGAAAAUGCUGCAUUGUGCAUAAAAAAUGGUGAUUUGCAUCCAGAUUUUGCACUUUUGCAAAUGAGUCCUAUAGAACUUGUCAGUAUACACAGCUUUCUGGCUCAUAUGCUCUAUAGUUUAGAGCAGAAGCAAUGCAGCAACAUUAUUGAGGGAAUAAAGGGAGCACAUUUAUUAUAUUAUUAUUUAUUAUAGUGUCAGUGGAGCUGAAUGGGCCAAGACUGACUUUUAACUUUCCCCUGCGAUACAUUUAUGAAGUUCUACAGAGUACAUUGCUAUAUUGCUGACCCAUGAGAGUCCUUGCUGUCUUGUUGAAAGCCCAGUGGCAUCCCAUUAUAUUUUUUACUGACUAGUGAGGUCCAUUUUCAGUACUGUUAAAAUAUCUGUGGUCCCUCUAUAUGUUCAGCUUGGAGCCUUCAAUGAAGAACCCGCUUAUUCCCUAAUGACAGUUGGCGGUUCAGAGAUGGAUUUCCUUCAAACUCUCUUUAUACAUCCCUGUUCUUGAUUAUUAUCAGAUCAACUAUUCUUGUGGCCCCUGGACAGCUCUUAGCCUUUUCACUGGUAGCAUUUAUACGAAACUAGUUAUAUACAGGAUUGUCAAGUGCUGUUCUUCAAGUCAUUUUUAGCAGUAUAAAUGCUUUCAUGACUGAAAUGCUUGGCCCUUACUAAAUUACCUUUACUGAAGAUGUAUUCUUUAGUCCUUGUAUAUUACAUGUUCUCCGGGGUUUGCAUACCAUUUUCUCAAUUUUAGGGGCACCUGAUAAAUUCACUGUUUAUAUAUUUGAUGUAUAAAUUCUAGUGUGUCUUUGUGUAUACACAUAGGCACAUAUAUAUAUAUAAUUACAUACAUGAACCUGCUUGUACAAUACCUGUCUGACCUUCAUCAGUGCUGUAAUGGUUCUUAAUAAAUUAUUUGUACCUGGUUAA
This is a messenger RNA of Xenopus tropicalis (tropical clawed frog), 3998 nucleotides long. It is a transcript of the gene drc11, whose product is annotated as dynein regulatory complex subunit 11. Lineage: Eukaryota; Metazoa; Chordata; Amphibia; Anura; Pipidae. The record is from RefSeq and is a predicted model, not a curated record. Gene Ontology annotation, molecular function: ATP binding; ATP hydrolysis activity. The coding region runs from base 235 to 2748 and encodes 837 amino acids. The transcript is spliced from 19 exons.